This is a messenger RNA of Auanema sp. JU1783, 768 nucleotides long. Lineage: Eukaryota; Metazoa; Nematoda; Chromadorea; Rhabditida; Rhabditidae. The record is from the annotation of a GenBank genome assembly.
AUGAUUGAUUGUUUCAAAAUAGUAUGCUUGUUGUUUGUAUCAUUUAACUGUUGUCAUGCAUCCUUAUUUGGUAUUGGAUCUUCUGACGAUGCCAGCUUCCAAUCUUAUGAACAACUUCAAAAAAUACUGGAGGAAGGGAACAAACGAUCACAGGAAAUAGAAAAGUUCACUAAAGAACACACUAUUCGACAUAACCAGCGUACGGCUGCCAUUGCUUCGGCUUCAAAUGUAAUGACACCCAUAAUGAGCAGUACAGGAUUUACUGACGCACAAAAUUCCGAUACUGCUUUUUUAAAUCAAAAAAUUCAAAUUGAUCCUGCCAAUGAGGCACUGCUUCCCACUCUGUUACCAUCCAUUGAGUCAUCUGGUCUAUUGACAACAGUGACACCAAAGCCAAAAAUAGUAGCAAGUGUAGCGUCGACUUCGCAGGAGAAUGAGGAGUUUCUAGACAAAAUGAGAGUUCAGUCACAGAUAGUUCAUAAUGCGAUGAUGUCAAACGGACCAUCCUUCCUGCCUCAGCAGGGACAAGUUCUCAUACUUCGAGAUGCCAGUUCAUUAGUUCCUGGUGCAAUGGUUCCUCCGCCACCACCUCCAGAAUUGGCGAUGAAUCCAUUAUUCAUUGCUCAAGCCUUACCUCCACCUUAUUCAGGCUUACCACCCUUUCUGGAACCACAACGCACACGAAUAGCUGCUCGUCCAGGACGUUUCGAUGAUGAACUUCGACCUCGACCACAACUUCCAUCACGUGAAUCACGAGAACUACUUUGA